Lactuca virosa is the source of this 378-nucleotide messenger RNA. The record is from the annotation of a GenBank genome assembly. NCBI's taxonomy places the organism in Eukaryota, Viridiplantae, Streptophyta, Magnoliopsida, Asterales, Asteraceae.
AUGAAAGAUCGGUUUUCUAAACUGUUGCUCGGGGAAGAUAUGUCUAAAAGAGGAAACAGAGUUUGUACUACUCUUGCUAUCUCCAAUGCCAGUACACAUCUCUAUGUAACUGAUUCCGUCGUGGAGCUUACUCCAUCGUUCCAACAAUUCUCAGAUGGAGGCACCUUUGAGGUUAUGGUGACCCGAACCAGGUCUGAUUUAUACAUAAACCUUCCAGCACUCAAAAAACUCGAUGCCAUGCUUGACGGAUUCCACGAUUCAGAGUUCUGCUAUGUUGAUCGUGGGUUAGUCGUUUCCGAUCAUUGCAGAAACAUUAAACAACGACAUUCCAACACUUCACAAUCCGAUAGCCCUUUGAUCCAGUAUGAAGAGAAAUAG